AUGAAGAGCGAGCUGAGCAGGAAUUCCUCAGGAGUGACCGAGUUCAUUCUGCUGGGCUUCAGAACUGCUCCAGACAUACAGAUCCUCUUAUUCCUAUUCUUCUUGCUGGUCUACGUGGUCAUCGUGGUGGGAAAUAGCAGCAUGAUAAUUGUCAUCAGGAUGGACUCGAGGCUUCACAGGCCUAUGUAUUUCUUCCUUAGAAACUUGUCCUAUUUAGAUCUCUGCUACUCCACAGUCAUUGCUCCCAAAGCUCUGGCUACUUUCUUGUCCAAGGACAAGAAAAUUUCCUACAACGGCUGUGCAGCACAGUUCUUUUUCUUUGCUCUCUGUGUUGGGACUGAGGGCUUUCUUCUGGCCGUGAUGGCCUAUGAUCGCUUCUCAGCCAUUUGCUCGCCGUUCCUCUAUCCUGUCCGUAUGUCUCAACAGGUUUGUGUUCACUUAGUAAUUGGCUCCUACAUCUGUGGAGGCAUCAACUCCAUGGUCCAGACAGGAUUCACCUUCAGCUUGCGUUUCUGUGGAGAAAACCGCCUGGACCACUUCUUCUGUGACGUCCCAGCCCUGAUCAAGAUCUCAUGUGUUGACACGUCUGUGAACGAGAUGGUGCUGUUCAUCCUCUCCUCCCUCAUCAUUGUCACCACCACGACUGUCAUCCUGGUUUCCUAUGCUUACAUACUCUCCACUGUCCUGAAGAUCCCCUCCACCCACGGCAGGGGUAAGACCUUCUCCACCUGUAGCUCUCACAUCACUGUGGUGAGUUUGUUCUAUGGGACCGUGUUCUUCAUGUACGCCCAGCCUGGGGCCAUCUCCUCCCCAGAGAAAAGCAAGAUUGUAGCUGUGUUCUACACUCUUAUCAUCCCUAUGUUGAAUCCACUGAUUUAUAGUCUAAGGAAUAAGGAGGUGAAAAAUGCUGUGAAAAGGGUAUUGUUGAGAAGAGUAUCUUUCCAUUGA
Molecule: messenger RNA, 948 nt
Organism: Nyctereutes procyonoides (raccoon dog)
Lineage: Eukaryota; Metazoa; Chordata; Mammalia; Carnivora; Canidae
Product: olfactory receptor 12-like
Exons: 1
Coding region: 1-948 (315 amino acids)
Biological process (GO): G protein-coupled receptor signaling pathway; sensory perception of smell
Cellular component (GO): membrane
Molecular function (GO): G protein-coupled receptor activity; olfactory receptor activity; odorant binding
Source: RefSeq, a predicted model, not a curated record